AAUGAACCAAAUGGUAGAGAAAUAUUUUAGACCUAUUUUCCUUCCAUCUUCAAUAUUUCCUCCCCUUUUCAACUAAAACAAACACAGCGUAAAGUCAAAGCAGCCACAACAUAAGCGUGUCUAACUGCGUUCUGUUUGCUCCUUCACCAACCACCACCCACCACCGCGAAAACGCGCUUCUAUCUCCUCGCCGUAACAAACAAACGAUGGGAGUGACACCCAAAAUUGCUCCGUCGAUGCUCUCAUCGGACUUCGCCAAUUUGGCUUCCGAGGCUCAACGCAUGCUUGAUUAUGGCGCCGAUUGGCUCCACAUGGACAUCAUGGCACUUUGUCCCCAAUUUAACUAUUGGCACUCCGGUCAUUGAAAGUUUGAGAAAGCACACAAAGGCAUAUCUGGAUUGUCACCUUAUGGUUACAAAUCCUCUUGAUUAUGUUGAGCCUUUGGGAAAAGCAGGUGCUUCUGGUUUUACAUUUCAUGUAGAGGCAUCAAAAGAUAACUGGAAAGAACUUAUCCAAAGAAUUAAGUCACAGGGCAUGAAGCCUGGUGUAGCAUUAAAGCCUGGGACACCCAUCGAAGAUGUCUAUCCUCUGGUUGAAGCUGAAAAUCCUGUGGAAAUGGUUCUUGUGAUGACUGUAGCACCUGGAUUUGGAGGACAAAAAUUUAUGCCUGAGAUGAUGGACAAGGUACGAAUAUUGAGGAAGAAGUAUCCAUCACUUGACAUAGAGGUUGAUGGUGGUUUAGGGCCUUCAACUAUAGACAUGGCCGCGUCUGCAGGGGCGAAUUGCAUAGUUGCUGGAAGUUCAGUGUUUGGAGCCCCUGAGCCAGCUCAAGUAAUUUCCUUACUGAGGAAUUCUGUUGAGAAAGGCCAGCAAACACAUUAACUUGAUACAGUAAAGAUCCUUCAUUUUAUGUUGCAGUACACUUCCAAACUUCACAUAUUCAACAUGUUUAAUGUGCUGUCAUUUUGAUAAAUCGAAUAAAAGAUCAAGUGAUUCAAUACUCUUAGUAUACAUAUCUUUAUAUAGUGUUGCACUUCAUAAACAUGUUAAGGAUGGAUGUGAUGACAUCAUUGAUAUGUGAUGCUUUCACCAAUUCCCUUGUUAAAGAACAUAUGCUGAAAUUUAAAUUGAAAUUUUGAUACAUUUA
Messenger RNA from Lotus japonicus, 1147 nucleotides. Its product is annotated as ribulose-phosphate 3-epimerase, cytoplasmic isoform. Gene Ontology annotation, molecular function: D-ribulose-phosphate 3-epimerase activity; metal ion binding. The transcript is spliced from 7 exons. Lineage: Eukaryota; Viridiplantae; Streptophyta; Magnoliopsida; Fabales; Fabaceae. Gene Ontology annotation, cellular component: cytosol. The record is from RefSeq and is a predicted model, not a curated record. Gene Ontology annotation, biological process: pentose-phosphate shunt, non-oxidative branch; carbohydrate metabolic process; pentose-phosphate shunt. The coding region runs from base 292 to 882 and encodes 196 amino acids.